AUGGGCAUGUUUCUACUACCUGAUUCCAUAACUAAUAAGCUUAACCAACUUCUAAGAAAGUUUUGGUGGGGCUUUAAUGAGGAUUCUUCCAAGAUCCAGUGGGUCCCCUGGGAUCAACUCAGUUCAGCAAAAGAGAAGGGAGGCCUCGGUUUCAGGGACCUCAAAGCUUUCAACCUGGCAAUGCUUGCCAAGCAAAGCUGGAGGGUUAUACAAGACCCUACCUCACUUGUGUCUAGAGUAUUAAAACAGAAGUACUUCUCAGCAGGGGAAUUUUUGGAUGCUAAAACAGGGGUUGGUCCCUCUUUUGUAUGGAGAAGCAUCAUGGCUGGAUUGCAAACACUCAAAUCAGGCCUCAUGUAG
Molecule: messenger RNA, 360 nt
Organism: Carya illinoinensis
Lineage: Eukaryota; Viridiplantae; Streptophyta; Magnoliopsida; Fagales; Juglandaceae
Exons: 1
Coding region: 1-360 (119 amino acids)
Source: RefSeq, a predicted model, not a curated record